Molecule: messenger RNA, 873 nt
Organism: Penicillium lagena
Lineage: Eukaryota; Fungi; Ascomycota; Eurotiomycetes; Eurotiales; Aspergillaceae
Product: glutathione S-transferase family protein
Exons: 3
Coding region: 1-873 (290 amino acids)
Cellular component (GO): cytoplasm
Source: RefSeq, a predicted model, not a curated record
AUGGCAAAGUCCGCUCCUGCGAAGUUUACCCUUUAUACUUCCACUGCUUCCCAGUGGGCGUAUGUUCCGCACCUGGCACUCGAUCAGAAGGGGUAUAAUUCUGACGAAUACAUAACCCGACAAAUUGACCUUGUGGAUGGGGAAAAUUUUGCUCCUGAAUACGUCAAAAUUAAUCCGAACGGGACAAUCCCGUCUUUAACAUCAACAUCUCUGCAAAAACCAUUGAUUGAAAGCACGGAAAUUCUGAGCUACUUGGACUCGCUUCGUCCAGAAGGACCUUCUUUAUUCCCUAAAGAUGCCAAACAACGGUCUAAAACCGAGCAGUUGAUUGCACAUGUGCAUCAGUCAAAACUUUCCACAAACCUCAUCCUCCUUCAGGCACGCGAUCCGCAGGAAUUAAACGCGAAGAGAAACAGUCCUUGGAAAGAUUUCAUUGCCAAUAGGCAAAAAAAACUUCUUAAAUACAGUGUUUCUCACCCGGAGAUACCGCUUUAUAUUUCUCGCACGCACGAAAAUGGAAAACUGAACCAACUCUACAACGACAAUGAGAUUGGAACGGAACAUGAACUUUUUUUUCACGAUUCACAUCAGGGCUAUAGAGAUUUCGCAACAGGUCUUAACGAACUUGAUUCGAUGCUCGUUCUCCCUUACGCGGCCGGUGACAACAUCACCGCCGCCGAUUUGCACAUUGUGCCCUGGUUGGCUCAUGCUUUGUGGGGUGCUGGUGGGAAUGCGAUAUAUGAUUUUGAACCUCUAGAGAAGCUCAUACAGAAAACUGUUCCAGAUUUUGUGUUUGGAGAAAAGACGAAGACAUGGUGGAAAAACAUUUCCACGGUAGAUGCGUUUAAAAAGAGCUACCCCUUCCUACACUAA